Messenger RNA from Aspergillus tubingensis, 1473 nucleotides. RefSeq lists its product as uncharacterized. The record is from RefSeq and is a predicted model, not a curated record. NCBI's taxonomy places the organism in Eukaryota, Fungi, Ascomycota, Eurotiomycetes, Eurotiales, Aspergillaceae. The coding region runs from base 1 to 1473 and encodes 490 amino acids. The transcript is spliced from 6 exons.
AUGAGCCUCCACCAAGAUUACUCCACUUCCUCGGAAUCCCCACCGUCACAGAUAACUGCACCUAUAGAUGUCGGAUCACAUAUCGUUCACCGGGAUGGGUUGGUCAAGGAGCUCAUCGCUCGAAUGAAGGCAUUUCAUAUUGUUCGAGUGAGGGGGACUCCUGCUUCGGGUAAGACAACCAUCGUGAAUCUACUAGCCAACAAGCUACUUGACUGUGAUCCAAAGACUCCUCUUUACGUCAUGUCUGGUUGGGAUGUAGAUAUGGUAACGAGAGCAAAGGGCUGGGCCGGUUAUCUCGAGCAGCGAACUGGUGUCCAUGGCCGCUCCUGGCUGACACAACGAGGGUAUCUCCUUAUCGAUGAGGCCCAACAAUCAUAUUGGGACGUCGCGCUAUGGGCGGAUUUGUUCAAAGCUGUUAACCCAUCAUCUCAACCUUACAUUGUACUGUUCAUGUCUUACGGCUCUCCAGAUAGGGGCUUUUCGGGUUUCGAGCGAAAACAUAUGGCGACGCCAAUGAUAUUCGGUGAGGGACAAGAAAUAUCACUUAGGCCCGAUAUCAAUAUCCAAUCACCCUGGAAACCUGUACUCUCCAAAGAAGUGCGAAACCGCAGACCGCUAGAAUGGCAAACAAUCAGCACAGCCUUUUUCAGUGACCCAAUGGGGUUUUUCCGAUGUCUUCGAAAUCUCCCAUUCUCUAGAGGUCUACCGCCAGCACGGAUUCUUCAAAUACCUAAUGUCGCCGCUGUGCUUAAGGAAGCCAUUGCUUCUGAUGGGAUCCUUACAUCCAGCUUCGCGGGUACAACUAAGGAGGCACAAGAAGGUCUCGAACAUAUCUUAGCCAACGGAUGGCUUCAUGCAGAGAUUUGCGAUGGAGGAGAGCGAUACAUAUUCGCAAGUCAAAUUCACCGUUGGUAUUGCCAGUGUCUUUUCUCCGAGAAACGCCCUGAUAACCAACUUGAUCACGACACUCCUUUACAGCUAGCGCUCGACGUUAUCAGAGGAUUCCAGCCAUGUCAGCUAGCACAUGCGCCUCGUUCGUUAGCAGGUAGUUCCCGACCACUGGAAGUCCAGUAUCAGAAGGAGUUUUAUCGCUGUCUCUUCCCUUUACUGGAUGGGCAUGUUGUCGUGUCUCCCGAGUUCGUGGUUCAUUCGGAUACUAAAGGUGGAACAAUUGACUUCCUUAUUACCCAGAAGAAGUGGGGGUUGGAACUCCUCAGAGAACGUGACCGGCUUCAAGAGCACAUGGACAGGUUCAAGCCAAAUGGACAAUAUUCCACCCUAAUCGAAGAAGGCCGGAUGGACGACUAUAUAGUUCUCGACUUUACCACUACAAUGCCACGAAAACCCCAUCCAGAGUUCCAGAACCGUUUAUACCACAUUGUAUUCUCGGAAAAAUAUCGGGACGUCUCAGUGAUCAAUGGAUGGGAUCUUCGAGUAGUUGACGCCUUUGUCUUGAUGGAUAAUAGAAAUUAG